AUGGUGGUGUGUACUUUCUUCCAGCAGGGUCGCUGCAAGUUUGGAGACCGCUGCAAGUUUGAACAUCCUGGACGAGCCACUUCAGGCUCAUCAGGCAAUCGGUUUGGAGCUCUUUCCGGCGGAUUUGGAGGCCAAGCAUCGACACAGGGCCAACAAACAACAGAUUACGGGGUGACCGCAAGCGAUAUCAAGCUUGAUCUGACUGCAGGUAAAGGUCGGCCAGAAUGGGUCUUCUCUGCCUAUGCACCGAACAACAAAGUCCCACGGCAACUCUUUGGCGGCCCCCAGCGUGAGCUGAGUAUGGAGGAGCUGCGUCUCCGUCACUAUGAGGCAACAGCAGCUGGGAAUAUGAACCAGGCCAUUCAGGAAGCCCAGGCUUUAUGGCAAGAGUCUGUUAAGCAAAUGGAUGUCGCUCUAGGCGAUCUCAACGGUGCAGUCAAGUACAUUGUCGAGGGGGCAAACGAGCACCCCAAUCGUAUCGAUAUCUGCCAGGGUCAGACUGGGCCCCAGACAAAUCAAAAUUCGCCGUUUGGCCAGCCUUCAGCACCUGCCGCGCCUACUGGUGGCUUUGGUAAUCCUACUCUCUCUGCUCCUUCGGCCUUUGGCAAGCCUACGUUUGGACAGCCUACGUUUGGACAGCCUGCACAACCUUCGCCAUUUGGACAGCCUGCGGCGCCUGGGAACCCAACGCCAUUCGGCCAGCCAUCUGCCCUGGGAGCUUCAUCUGCCUUUGGGAAACCCUCUACUCUUGGGACGGGAACUGCUUUCGCGGGAAGUGCUUUCAGCCAACCAUCUGGCCUUGGAGCCCAAGUUGGGCUUGGUCAGCCAACAUUUGGUCAGUCUGGCUUCGGCCAAGUAGCUAACCAAUCACCCUUCGGCAAUACUGGCUUUGGGAGUCCCUCCCAGCCAGCCGCAGGAGGAGCUGCACCCUUUGGUGCCUCAGCUGCUGCCUCACCUUUCAGCCAAAUUCAACAGCAACCACAACAGCCAUCUGCUCCAUUUGGCCAACCUGCCCCUGAAAAUCCAUUUGGAGCUUCCGCACAACAACCAGCAACAUCCGGCUUCGGGCAACCGUCUGGCGGCGGCGGGUUUGGACAACCUUCGCAGACCGCGUCACCAUUUGGCCAGCCUCAGCUGCCUCAGCAAGCACAAUCAUCGCCGUUUGGUCAGCCCCAACCGGCUGCAACCCCAUUUGGAGCACCGGCUCAGCAAGCUCCAGCUCCGUCACCCUUCAGUCAGGCCGGGGCUCCACAGGGUGUGCCUGUUCAAGGAACCAGCACUGGUCCACGAGCAUCCAUCAAGGUCGAAAAGCCGGACGAAUUGAACCCCUUACCGAACUUGCAGGGUCAAACAAUGCGUAACCCAAGUACCCGUCAGUUGACGAUGUGGAAAGGUCGUCCUGUGAAGUACAUCAACGACAAGCCUUGCUACCUUCACCCGCAAGAUAACCAGACGUUUGUCCGCAUCAAUUUUCCAGACGGACCGCCUGAGGAGGCCGCACUACGUGACUCCCAGGGAAAGCCGGAGGAUUAUACCCCCGAGAUAGAACAGAUGUACCAAUUCUAUCUUGACAACGGGUACUUCAAGGACGGUAUAAUUCCGGCAGUCCCGCCAAAGCGCGAAUGGAUCAGCUUCGACUUUUGA
This is a messenger RNA of Penicillium maclennaniae, 1644 nucleotides long. Its product is annotated as FG-nucleoporin nup42. Lineage: Eukaryota; Fungi; Ascomycota; Eurotiomycetes; Eurotiales; Aspergillaceae. Gene Ontology annotation, molecular function: metal ion binding. Bases 1 to 1644 code for a protein of 547 amino acids. The transcript has 4 exons. The record is from RefSeq and is a predicted model, not a curated record.